Molecule: messenger RNA, 122 nt
Organism: Acaulospora morrowiae
Lineage: Eukaryota; Fungi; Glomeromycota; Glomeromycetes; Diversisporales; Acaulosporaceae
Source: the annotation of a GenBank genome assembly
AUGGCUUCCGUCAAAUCAAAGAAAGGUCCCACUCAGGCCGAAUUGAUGGUCAAGGCGUGUUCGGAAAUUAUAAACGAGCUAAUCAAAGCUCAUGAGUCAAACAAAGAUGUAAACCUUAAUGG